CUAAAAAAAAAAAAAAAAAAAAAAUUCUUCGACAUGUACAACUCCAUGUUCUCAAUAUCACUCACCCAUGAGAUCAUAUCUCUACGGGCAAAAGAUGGAGUUCCUUCGCUGGGUAAGCUCUCUUCUUUAAUGGGUUUCUUCGAAUUUUUCAUUAUUUGCAAAGUUUUUUUUGUGAUUCUUACUGCCCUAGAAUUAUUGCGAUGUGUACGUGCAUUGAGAAAUGAUAUUCGGGAUCUCAUGAUUAAAGAGCACCCAGACCAUAUUAUGAAAUUUGAAGCUGAAGCCAUAUACAUGAUCGAUGUCUUGGAAGAACAUGGGGAUGAUAUUGUUCAAAAUUGCUAUUGGGAUUCUACCUGUCCUUUUGAUUUAAGACGUGAUUCCGAUGCCAUUCCCUCUGAUGUGACCCUUCAAUCCAUAAUCUUUGAGAGCCUUGAUAAAAACAAAUGGGAUCGAUGUCUCAGCGAGCUUGUUAAAUAUGCUGCUGAGCUCUGCCCACGCUCUGUUCAAGAAGCCAAGUGUAUUUCUUAGCUGUAUUAUCUUCCAUGUGUUUGCUUCAAGUAUAUUUUCUUAACUACAUCAUCCGUGUAUGGUUUUUUGAGUCUUCUCUGACCCUCAACACUGUCUAUAAGGAUUAGAAAAGUAGGCUUUAUGGAUCAACAAGCCGUUUAAAGGUAGGCUUCUCUGAUCACCCAAAUAUGAUUCUUUUCUUUCCUUUUUGUAUUCUAAAAUCACCUAAAAUUU
This is a messenger RNA of Camelina sativa (false flax), 741 nucleotides long. NCBI's taxonomy places the organism in Eukaryota, Viridiplantae, Streptophyta, Magnoliopsida, Brassicales, Brassicaceae. The record is from RefSeq and is a predicted model, not a curated record.